AGGGAGCCGCCAUUGGACCGUGUGUGAGGUAGUGUUGUUGCUGCGGUGAUGAUCGUCUCUUCGCUUCCACCGGUUCCCCGGUGACGCUGGGCACGACAGGAAUGGAGGCGGCAGCAGGACGGAGCGCCGGUGGCGGCAGCGGGAGCAGCGGCGGCGGCGGUUCUCUCGGCGACGCUCAGGCCCAGGCCCCGGCGUCGGAGCGGGAGCGGCGGGUGCGCGCGCUGAGCGCCUCCCUCGGGGCCCGCCUCGGCCCUUACGAACCCGCUCUGAGCGCUCUGCAGGCGACGCUUGUCUGGGAGAGGCCGGCGAGGAGCGCCCUUGGCUGGGCCGUCGCCCACGCCGCCUUCGGGUGCGCAGCUUCGGCAACGGGGCUGAGGUGUUUUGCUCUGACAUCUCUCCAUCUGAUAUUCUUGAUUGCAUUCACCCUGAUACUGAUAGUAUGUUUAGAUCAGUGGAAAAAUAAAAUCUGGCCUGAAAUAAAAGUAGCCCGACCUGAUGAAUUAGACAGUGAAAGCUGGGGCUACAUCCACCCGCGACUGCUGAGUGUGCCUGAACUAUGUCACUAUUUGGCAGAAGGAUGGGUCACCGGAGACAGCUUCAUGAGGAACCUGUUGGGCUUCAAAAGGCAAAAUCCGGGCAAGUUCUGCCUUCUAGCUUGUGGUGUCUUCACGUUUUUGGCCGUGUUGGGCCAGUACAUUCCAGGCGUCUGUCUUGCCUAUUUAACAAUGCUUUCCCUCCUGCUGUGGCCACUUGCUGUGUACCACCGCCUGGGUCAACGCCUGUACACCAAACUGGAGCCAGCUGUGCAGCGAUUAGACUUCAGUGUUCGUGGCUACAUGAUGUCCAAGCAUAAAGAGAGGCAAUCGCGACACCAGAUGCUGCGGCAGCAUCCUGCUACUGCUGAUGGGAGUGACAGUGAAGAAGAGCUUGCUGCUUUCUGUCCCAAGUUGGAUGAUGCAGUGGUUGCCAAAGAGCUAGCUAUCUCUGAUUCAGAACAUUCUGAUGCAGAAGUAUCCUAUACUGAGAACGGGACAUUCAAUCUGUCAAGAGGCCAAACCCCCUUGACGGAGGGAUCUGAAGACUUCGAUGGCCACAGUGACCCUGAGGAAUCCUUUGCCCGAGAUCUUCCAGAUUUUCCUUCCAUCAACCCUGAGAUGACAGGCAUAGAUGAUGAGGAUGACACCAGUAUAGGCAUCCCAAGCCUUGCCUCUCGUAUACAGGGCCAGGAAGAUAUCCGGCUUUCCCAUGACCAGGAGGAAGUGGCCUCGGAGGUCCUCCUGGGUGAGCUGCCAUUGGUGCACAACCUUACAGAUGACUUAGCUGGCUUCGUAACCAGGGGAAUGAUCCAACUGGCCUUGUCAGGAGCCUCCCAGCCGGGCUCAAUGCGAGGCAACAGACGGCAGCCAGGUCCCAAGGCCUUCCUCCGGACCUCCAGCUCAGAGCUGGACACAGAUGCUGAAGGGGAUGACUUUGAACUGUUGGAUCAGUCAGAGUUGAAUCAGAUGGAUCCUUCUAGUUCCCGUGGCCAAUAAAUAAUUUUCUUCCCUUCCCUUUUGUGGCUCUUCGGUCUCAUGGAGCACAGCUGGAAGAGCCCUGGCAAAGAAUAAGAUAGUAUCCCACUGUUUGGUAUAUGACCUAGCUCGGCAAAUUUGGAAGAUGGUGUGAAUUUUAGAACAAACUCCUCCUGGAGAAAAAUCAGACAAGAUUGCCUGGUACCUUUCUAGUUUGCUGUGUGUUGCACUCCUUGUUCAAAGCCAAAAUGUCUUAUUCCUGCUGCUGCUGCUGCUGUUGUCCUUGUUAAAUAGGUGUCAAAGUAAGAUCUUAGCUCCUGUUUAAUGUGACAGACGCUAGGCAGCAGGAAUUGUCUUUAAUUUAAAAGUUGGAUAAAAAGCCAGAUAAAAUCUCUUGAUCAAUGGAGGUGAUUAUUGUACCCAGCUGCUGAUUUGGGAUUUAAAUCCUUAGGUCCGAUAAAAUGUACCUCUGUUGUGUAUGUGUAUUAGCCUCUGACCCUGAGGUAUUGGAAACUACCUUUAUCCCCAGUAAAUAUUUGCACGGAACGACCCCAGAUUUGUACCUUUUGAAACCCUGGAGUUGUAAUCAGGCUCUUUUCGCACAUCAUAAUGGCAAUAACAUUUGAAUGGGUUAGAAUCCCUUUCACACACAUAUACAUAACUUUAAAAAAAAGAAAAGAUGCCAGUACUGGAAGAAUACCCUCCACCCUAGUUCUAUAAAGGCUCAGGCAGAAACAGCAUGGAAGAAUUGGCCCCUAUUCUCCUUAUAACAGCUACCAAAGCAUACACCAAUGUGGGAGCCAAGAACAUGUUUCCUCAUUAAAAAAUGUCUUAUCUCCAAAUUAAAAUAAUGUGAUUUCUUUGGGAUUUCUUACAGGUAACCUGGAAGGGGCCUGUCAGUCUGGCCUCUCUAGCUAUUGCUGACUUGCCUCUAAUUUCUGAAUCCAUGGAUGUUGAGUGUUCUCAACCCCCCACCCCCUUGAAGAAAGCUGUACACCUACUAUAGAAAGCUAGUUGACUAGUACUACAGAUGAAAGCUGGUAGCAAAGCCAGGGGCUGCUUCCCAAGUGUGGCAUAUAUGUGGGCUUUGCUGUUUAAGAAUAUUCCUUCAGAAAAAGCCCCUGGGAAGACAACAUGGGAAUAGAUCUGCAUCAUUUUAGGGGAUCCCUAUAACCUUAGUACAGCAGCAAUAUUUUGACUAUUUAAAGCUAUUUAAAUUCAGAAUGGCUUCAUGUCAGGUUUGAGGAUACAUAUUCCAGUAUUUUGAUUGCACUAUCUGCAUUGCUGUGAAGAUAGUGCUGUGUUCCUCAAUAAUAAAAUAUUUUAAAUGCUAUCUGGAUGUUACUAAUAUUUGGUGCUGGGCCACUGACAUCUGUUUCUUCUUGUUUGAGUAAAACCAGCAUGGGGUGUGCUGCAUGGUCUUCGCCAACAUCUCAGACCUGCAAAGCACUGAGGCCUUCAUAGGACAGUACAAGCUGUGAGGAGUUUAUGUAUGUGCUACAGCUAGCGAGUUUGUGAUUCUGGUGCUACGUAUCUUCCCGUACAGAACUCCAUAUCGAAAUUAGUUUUGUAUGCAAAACUGUUGGAAGACUGUAACCUAGAAGUAAUUCUGCUUGUUAUAAAGCCAUCCUGGUGACCCUCUGUGGACAGAACAGAGACUUGAAUAAAUGCUGUGCUUUUACAUCUUAAAGUUUUCUUUAGAUAGUUUCCAACCUCCUAUAGCUAUUUGUGAAUCUGCUGAACUGAACCAUUUUGAAUACCUGCAUAUCCAGUUAGAGAGCCUUGUUCUAGGUUCCUGUAGUUCCAAUUCAACAUGCGCCAUUUUUCAGGCUCGGUAGCUUAGAAGUUUCCAGAUUUUCCUGACUUCACAUUUGAAGAUCUUUGUGACUCACUGCCUAUUUUCUUGGCCAAGCAGUAAUGUGAUGUAGAUGCUAUAUGCCUAAUAGCACAUUCUUGUAGAGGAGACUCAAGAGGGUGGUGUUUUGUAAAUUUGAAACAGCUUGGUUUUAGUAGCAUUUGUGUGGCAAUAUCAUGGUAUUUAACUGCCUUUUUUAGUGUUUACAAAACAGCCAAUAUUGUGGAUGUUUAUAGAGUAAUUUGUCAUCUUGAAUUUUUAAAAAUAAGAUGCUGAUAACUUUUGAGAUGGGAAACUGACUUUAUUUCAUUGGAAUUUGUCUUAUGUGGAUUAGAACAAGAGUUUAGUCACUAAACCUUAGUGCAAUAAGACAACCAACCACAUCUUCUCCACUGUAUCAAUAGUGAAACAAUACUUUUUUUCUUUUUUGUCAAGUGUUCCUUUCUGCCCUAACUAGUGCAAAAUAAAGAAUUUGACACACA
Molecule: messenger RNA, 3848 nt
Organism: Elgaria multicarinata webbii
Lineage: Eukaryota; Metazoa; Chordata; Lepidosauria; Squamata; Anguidae
Gene: RETREG3
Product: reticulophagy regulator family member 3
Exons: 9
Coding region: 102-1532 (476 amino acids)
Biological process (GO): reticulophagy
Source: RefSeq, a predicted model, not a curated record